AUGCUUUAUAAUAGUUUUUUUAAGACAAAGAAUCAGAGUCCCUAUUCUGGAAAGCCAAAAUAAUAAAUGCGUUAGAGUUCAUUUGAGAAACCAAAAAAAGAACGAUUAAGAUUAUAGUUAUCUAGCAAAAUUGAUUAAUUCGAAAAAGAAGCCAUAUUGAGUGUUGUUAAUUCUAAAAAGAAAUCAGUAAGCAAAAGAUUUGUACUAGUAUUGAUUAAAUUAGAAAACAGAACAAGGAAUAGAUAUAAUUGAUGAUUUCUUAAAUUUAGAUUCAUACAUUCCUAAAUAAUAAUCUAAAUCAAGAUCAUUUAGCAAUGCAUUUCCAUCUAAUAAAAGUGCUGAUAGAAAAUAAAACAUAUUGAAUAGUACUAGUAAAAGGCAAAAAAGUAAUAAUUAGAAGUAGUCACUUGAAGAAGAUUAACAUCCAGAUAAUUUUCCAUAAUAAUUUUAAAAGAUCAAGCUUCUUGGUAAAGGAGGAUUCUCAUUAGUUUGGUUAGGAGAACACAAAACAACAAAAAUGAGAGUUGCAAUUAAAUAAAUAAAACAAUCCAAUUCAAAUCAAGCUUAUCUAAGAGAAAUUUGGUUUGGAUCACACUUUUUUGACAACGGAAAUCCUAAACCUUAAUUUAAAUCAUCUAUAGGAGUUAAAAGCUUAUUACAAUAUUUAGGAUAUGAGAUUGGAACUACUGAUACAUGGAUUUUCACAGAAGUAUGUGGAGAAAGUUUAAAAAAUACACUCUAUGAUUUGAAAGGAUAAUAAAUCAAAAAUGAAAUUGUAUUCAAAGUAAUUAAUCAUGUCAAUAUACAAGAUGAUCUAAAAACCCUUAUAUCUAAGUUUAAAAUCCGAUCUAAAUAUUCUAAAAAAGAUUAUUAAAGAUGUUGCUCAUGCCUUAAUAUUAUUAAGUGAAUAGAGGAUUGUACAUUGUGAUCUUAAAACAGAAAAUAUACUCAUUAAAAAAUCUAAAUGUCUCAAUGGAUCAUACAUUAUUACAUAAACCAAACUAAUUGAUUAUGGAAGUAGUUUCUUAUUUGAUGAUCUCUCAUAAUUCUCUAUGGCUACUCCUGAAUAUAUGUGUCCAGAAAUCUUGAACUAUAUUCAAUAUGAAAAUGGCAAGGAUUAUGAUGCUAAAUUAUUCAAAGUCUUAUCAAAUUAUUAUAAACCUUGGGUAAUAGACAUAUGGUCAUUGGGAUGUGUAAUUCUUGAAAUAGUUUAUGGAAUUCCACUCUGGUUGGGCAAUAAAAUAAUUGUUAAGCAUCACGAUAAGGAAGUAAUUGAGUAAGGCUUAUUUGCUGUCAAAAAUAGAGCUUUUGAUCAAAUUAUAUAAAAACAGGCUCAUGUUGUUAAAAAUUUAGAUCAUUACUUAGAUAAUAAUUAUUCAGGUAUUUUAAUAGCAUGAUAAUUUUAGGAAUUAAAGUCGAUUUAGAAAUUAGGCUAUUACUUCGAGAAAUGCUUACUAUUGAUCCAGAUAAAAGGAUAGCUCCUCAUACCAUUAUUGAAUUUCUUUAACCCACUAAAGAAAGAUUGAGAACUGAAUGA
This is a messenger RNA of Paramecium pentaurelia, 1537 nucleotides long. The record is from the annotation of a GenBank genome assembly. Lineage: Eukaryota; Ciliophora; Oligohymenophorea; Peniculida; Parameciidae.